Molecule: messenger RNA, 1029 nt
Organism: Hippocampus comes (tiger tail seahorse)
Lineage: Eukaryota; Metazoa; Chordata; Actinopteri; Syngnathiformes; Syngnathidae
Product: protocadherin gamma-C4-like
Exons: 1
Biological process (GO): homophilic cell-cell adhesion
Cellular component (GO): plasma membrane
Molecular function (GO): calcium ion binding
Source: RefSeq, a predicted model, not a curated record
AAUGACUGCUGUUCCCUUCGAAUAAAAGAAAGAGAGGGUGGAAAACCCGUGCUUGAGCUAGUAGUGGAUAAGCCUUUAGACAGAGAGAAAAAGGCUGUUCAUAAAAUAUUAUUAACUGCAUUUGAUGGAGGAAGUCCGACUCGAUCAGGCACUUCAGAAAUUACUAUAAAUGUACUUGACAGCAAUGAUAACUUUCCGGUAUUUGAGAAAAAUCUCUACACAGUAACUGUGGGUGAAAGUAGUGUAAAAGGGACUGUUAUUAUCAGACCAAAAGCAACAGAUGCAGAUGAAGGGUUGAAUGGCGAAAUUGGCUUUUCAUUUGGCACCACGACUCCAGAUUCUGUGUUAUCCAUUUUUGACAUGAAUCCCGUGACUGGUGAGAUCACUUUAAAGGAGAAAUUAGAUUAUGAGACAACAAAGUCAUACGACAUUGACAUAACUGCUAAAGAUAAAGGCAGCCCUGAGAUGGAGGGUCAUUGUCGUGUGCAGGUUGAUGUGAAGGACUCCAAUGAUAAUCCUCCUGAAAUCGUCCUCACCUCACAGCCAAAACCUGUGCGUGAGGAUGCCCCGAGUGGAAGUGUUGUCGCCCUCAUAAGUGCUCGUGAUCUUGACUCGGGUCAGAAUGGUAAUGUCACGUUACACCUGAAAGAGGGCUCUCCUUUUGCCCUAAAAAGUUCUUUUUCUAACGUUUACGCGCUGGUCACCAGUGCUGCUUUAGACCGAGAGAGUGUAUCUGAGUAUAAUAUUGAGAUAACAGCCACUGAUGCAGGCUUUCCUCCUCUCUCGAGUAAGAAAAUGAUCUCUGUAAGCAUUACUGACAUUAACGACAACCCUCCUGUGUUCUCUCAGAGCUCGUACAAUGUUUAUUUAAAAGAGAACGGAGUAGCAGGCUCGAUACUGUACUCGGUGUCUGCAAGUGAUCUGGAUGCUGGUGAAAACGCCAAAGUGUCCUACUCCAUCGUGGACUCAAAAGUGCACGACGUGUCCGUGUCGUCUUAUGUUUACGUGAACUCGGAGAACGGCAGCAUC